Oxyura jamaicensis (ruddy duck) is the source of this 2625-nucleotide messenger RNA. It is a transcript of the gene DDX47, whose product is annotated as DEAD-box helicase 47. Bases 16 to 1377 code for a protein of 453 amino acids. Gene Ontology annotation, molecular function: ATP binding; nucleic acid binding; RNA helicase activity. Lineage: Eukaryota; Metazoa; Chordata; Aves; Anseriformes; Anatidae. The transcript has 12 exons. The record is from RefSeq and is a predicted model, not a curated record.
GGGGGGCGGCCCACAAUGGCGGCGGGAGAGGCGCGGGGGAGCCCGGCCGAGCAGGAGGAGGCGGCGGAGGCACCGGAGGCGGCGGCGCGGAGCUUCAAGGAGCUGGGAGUGACAGAUGUCCUGUGUGAAGCUUGUGACCAGUUAGGAUGGAAGGUACCAACAAAGAUUCAAGUUGAGGCUAUUCCUGUGGCUCUGCAAGGCAGAGAUAUAAUUGGACUGGCAGAAACUGGCUCAGGUAAAACAGGAGCUUUUGCUCUGCCAAUUCUUCAAGCACUGCUGGAGGCACCUCAACGAUUAUUUGCUCUUGUCCUCACACCAACAAGGGAGCUGGCCUUCCAAAUCUCAGAGCAGUUUGAAGCUCUUGGAUCUUCCAUUGGUGUACACAGUGCGGUUAUUGUGGGUGGAAUUGACACGAUGUCUCAAUCUCUGGCUUUAGCCAAGAAGCCACAUAUUAUAAUUGCAACCCCUGGGCGUCUAGUUGAUCACCUGGAGAACACAAAGGGCUUCAACUUACGAGCUCUGAAAUUCUUAGUGAUGGAUGAAGCUGACCGGAUCCUUAACAUGGAUUUUGAGACAGAGGUAGAUAAGAUACUGAAAGUGAUUCCCCGAGACAGGAAGACGUUCCUGUUUUCUGCCACUAUGACCAAGCAGGUUCAAAAACUCCAGCGUGCUGCUCUGAAGAAUCCUGUUAAAUGCGCUGUUUCUUCCAAAUAUCAGACUGUUGAAAAGCUACAGCAGUACUACAUUUUCAUCCCAUCCAAAUUCAAGGACAGCUACUUGGUUCAUAUCUUGAAUGAACUAGCUGGAAAUUCUUUCAUGAUAUUCUGUAGUACAUGUAACAAUACUCAGAGGACUGCUCUGCUGCUCCGCAACCUGGGGUUCACUGCCAUUCCUCUCCAUGGGCAGAUGAGUCAGAACAAACGAUUGGGCUCCCUAAACAAGUUCAAGGCAAAGGCACGUUCUAUUCUGCUGGCUACUGAUGUUGCAAGCAGAGGUCUGGAUAUCCCACAUGUAGAUGUGGUGAUAAACUUUGAUAUUCCUACACACUCUAAGGAUUACAUUCAUCGUGUUGGGAGAACAGCUCGAGCUGGGAGGUCUGGAAAAUCUAUCACCUUUGUCACACAGUAUGAUGUAGAGCUGUUUCAACGCAUUGAACACCUGAUUGGCAAGAAGCUGCCAGCAUUUCCCAUGCAAGAGGAGGAAGUUAUGAUGCUGACAGAACGUGUAGCUGAGGCCCAGAGAUUUGCUCGAAUGGAGCUGCGGGAGCAGGGAGAGAAGAAGCGAUCUCGGAAUGGUGAUGAUGAUGACACAGAAGAAGCUCUUGGUGUCAGGAAAAAGGUGGCAGGUGGGAAAAAGAAGAAACGGAAAGCUUUCUAGCUCAGUGUGUGGACAAACUUUUACUUUCUUCUUUAUGGCUACAUGAGCUUGGCAAAAACGACCUUCAGCAUCCAUCUCCAGUGGAUUUUUUUUCAGGACUGCUUAACAUUUAAUUGGGUAGUCCAGAUGUAAAAUACCUUCCUCUUUUCUGCUUUCAAGUUACAGACUGAGCUUGGUCCGUUGUGGUACCGUGGGGUCAAUCUUCCUUCCAGAGACACCAGAUUAUCUCCUCAUGGUGUGGAAGCAGAUGUGGUUUGGCCCCAAAGAGGUCCAGGGUGGUGCAACUUUCCUUUUGUUGCAGCCUAUGUCUCACAACCCAAACUCACUGAGUACAUCUGGAGUCAAAUAGGUCUGUCGGAAGAAGAAAGAGUUGAAAAAGUUAAAGUAACUGAGUUUCCACAGCACAGUUGUGAUGAUUUUACCUUGGAGAAGGGACAUGUGACAUGGACAAAUCUAAAUAUAGCUUAAUUUUAAAGCUAACUGGUUUUCCGUGUUUUGUCACUGACCUGUUAUGCUCGUUUUGAGUAUCAGCUGUGCCAGAAGGUUUUCCUCUUAGGUCAUUCUUAUUAACGAUUCAUAUGUGACACAAAUACUUUAAAUGUGUCAGCUGAAGAGUGGACCAACAGAAACAGAGCCAGUUUUGGCUGGGUUGGGCUAUUUACUGCCUGGAAUUCAAUCCAGAAUAUGUGAAGAUUGGCAAGAUCAAGGAUUGUUUUGUUUUGUUCUGUGGCUGAUUCCUGUAGUACUUACAAACUAACACAAGAGGGUGGUAUGUACAUAGAAAAGCAACCAACUUGCUGGAUGGUGGAGAUAAUUUUUUUGCCCUAUUUAUUUCUGUGGCAGUUUUCUUUGUCUUGUAUGGAGAACAGCAUUAUAUAAAUAGACUCUUGUGAAAAUGGAAAAAAUGUACUUUUCAUAUCAGACUUUAAGGUUAGUGCUAGCUCCAACUGGCAAUAAACAUAUUUGUACUGGCGACUCUUUGGUGGUCAGAGAAGGGUGAGAAGCUCAUUUGUGAUCAUUCAAUACAAAAACGUAGUGUCCAUUAGAACCACCCAAAAACUGGGCAUUCUGCUCCAUGAAAAGCAAAAAAAUUCUUCUCUAAGAGGUAAAUAGAAAGCAGAAACUACGGCAGUAAUUAAAACCAGAAGGAUGGUUACUUUCAUAGUGGCAACAUAAAUCUAAUAUACACAUGUAUGCUAGUCAGAAUGCCCCAAACAAAAGUAUAAAAGCAACACAUUUUACAAAACA